AAAUGUGUACCAAUUUUCUUUUGUUAUUGAUGAUUUGUCACUUUAUUUUUUUCAAUUUUUUCCAUCUAUUGACUAAAUGAUUAUUGAUCCCCAAAAAAAGUUUAACUCUUGUCUAUCAGAGAUGAAGUUAAGGCGGUUCGAGCAUCAAACGAAUUUAAAGAUUAAUUAAUUAAGUACUAGUAUCAAAAAUAGUAUAUUUUUUGUUUUUAUAAAUAAGAUAUGAUGAUAAAUUAAAACAUAAUUAUGAAUAGAUCAAUUGCAUGCAGUAAAAAAAAUUCGCAAAUAUUUUAAUUCGUAAAAUUUUAUCACCAAGUAUUUAUCAUCUUUAGUUGAUAAUUCUAUGUUUAUUUAUAAACAAAGCUCUGAUCAUAUUUACAAUUCAAUACGUCAUAAUUCAAAGUUCGAAAUCAAUAAUUACGUUAAAGCUAGUAUUAAUUUAGUAUGUAAAGUAAGACAAAGAACUAGAAACAUGAAAAACAUUAUGUUUAGUGAAAUUAAUUCAAACAAUUCAAUGUGAUCAAGUUUCUUGUACUAUUUACUACUAAUACUAACGAAAUAUAAAAAUUUGAUAUUUUAUUAAGGAAAAGUUAAAUAAACGAUUGAAAAUCUAGAUUUAACCUAUAAUAAAUUUAUUUAUAUUUUAUUUCAUCGAAUUUGGCAGAAAUUAUUAUAAAUAUUUCGAUAUAGAUGCUUUAAAUUGAUUUUUGUUCUUAUAUUUAUAUAUAAACAUAUAAUGAACUCAUUGUUUUUUAUUUUGUUGUCCAUCUUUCAUUUAUCAUAUCAGAAAUCAAGUCUAGAGUCUCAAUAUUACACUGCUACGGUUGUUGAGUAUGGUGCUCUAGAUCCAACAAAUCCUCAAGAUUCACCAGUUGAAAAAAAUGGUGAAAUUUAUAGAUCGUACAUUGAAGAAGCUGGAAAACAUGAUGCUGAUAUAAUAGUAUUUCCAGAAGAUGGAUUGACAUCUGUUAAUUUACCAGACCGAGAUCAAAUGGACACCUGGGCUACAUUAGUUCCUCUUAAUUAUACUCCUUGUAAUCAAACAACAAUUCAAGUCCACAAAGUUCUAAGUUUAUUAUCUUGUGCAGCAGUAGAAGCUCAGAUUUAUGUAGUUGUUAAUAUUGCAGAAAAACUUCCAUGCAAUGUAGAAAAUUGUCCUAGAGACAAAGUACUUUAUUACAAUUGUCAAGUUGUAUUUGAUCGAGAUGGAAAAAUUAUUGCCAAAUAUAGGAAAACCAAUUUAUUCUCUGAACCACAGUUUAAUGUAACACCAGAACCUGAGAUUGUUACAUUUCAAACUGAUUUUGGAGUAACAUUUGGCACUUUUAUAUGUUUUGAUAUAUUAUUCAAGGAACCUGGAAUAACACUCACUAGAAAAUUAAAUAUUACGGACAUUGUCUAUUCUACUGCGUGGUUUUCAGAACUUCCCUUUUUGUCCGCUAUUCAAACCCAAUACGGAUGGUCUUAUGCUGAAGAUGUUAACUUUUUAGCUUCUGGAUACAAUCGAGUAGAAUUCGGCAAUGGUGGUAGUGGAAUUUAUUUAGGUCGUAACGGGAUUUGUAAAACAAAAGAGCUUUCAGCUGGUAAUGAGUUAAUAAUUUGCAACGUUCCUAAAAAAAAUCGUAACAUAGAUUUAAUAGCUAUUGAUGAAGCAGCAAUAAGAUUACAUGAAAACCGGAAGAAUGCUCAAGAAAUCGAACAUGUUCACGAUGAAUUGAGAAAGAGGGAAAUUUCAGAUAUACAAUUAUAUCAUGAUGAUUUAAGUCUAUUUAAAUCUAUACCCUUGAAUUCUUCAUUACAACACACCCUAUGUGAUGGUAAUUUCUGUUGUGAUUUUGAUGUGGACAUUUCUUAUACUGAUUCUAAUUCUAUCUAUAAGUUGGUGGCAUAUGAUGGAAUAAGAACAUUUAUAGCAGAACGUAGAACAGUUGGAAUUCAAACAUGUGCAGUGGUUCAGUGUGCUAAUGAUUCAAUAACAUCUUGUGGACUUCGUUCGAAUUCUCAGACAACUUUCAAUUAUAUUCAAAUCAAUGCUACAUUUAUUGACUAUGCAGACAUGAUCAUUUUACCGAGUUCCGUUGAUGUGGACCUUCUUCCAUUAGUCAACUGGACCUACAAAGAAUAUUUUGAUGAUAAUAAAGUACACAUAACAGCAUCUUUAGAUUCUAAUCCAGUAAAAGAUCUUCUUACUUGUGGGAUUUAUAUACGAAUAUUUUCUAGAGAUGUAGAAACAACUUCUAGAAUGAUUUCUACCCUGCAAAUUGCAACUAUUAUAGCACUAGUUGCUAUUUCAAUAUUCUUUUUAUUUUUGUAUCGCAAAGGUUGGAGGGUUCCCAUCCGACGUGGUAGUCAAGCUAAUCAAGAACCUUAUCACUCAUUACAAAGUACUGGCAGUAAAUAAUUUUUUUAUAUUUACAUUACUAAUUCUGGUCUUGAAGUAUUCUACCUCAACUACGGUACUAAAAUAUUAAGAUGUUUUCUUAACAGAAUUAAUAACAAAAAAAAAUAUAUUUUUUAUAUAUAAUUGUUUUUUAACACAGCAUACUACUUAACACUAUAAAAUAUAAGAAAGAGAAUAAGUUUUGAUUGAUUAAUUCAACCAUUUCAUGAUGCACAAUAAAUUCAAAAGAUUUACGCAGCGAUUGACAAUCACUAAAUGAAUAGUUUUCUUCAUUGAUAGCUGUUAUUUUUUGAAGUAGUUUUUAAUUUGUUUAUUUAAUAUUACUUAUUUUAUAUUAUGUAUAAAAUAAUGAGUUGAUAAGUAUCAAUGUAAUAAAAAAUUUAUAUGGCAUGUGAAGUCAUUAUGAUUUAUGUUAUUAGCUCGAAAUAGAUUGUAAGAUAAUAAAAAAUUGUAUAAUUAAUUGAAUGAAAAUAAUCUCGUUUAAUUGUGCGACAUUAAUUAAUACAAGCAUUAUAUCGAAAGAUUAUUCGACUUUCUUCAAGUGGAUCUUAAUAUGUGUAUACAGUCGAGUAACUGAGAGAUUAUGAAAAACAUAAUUUUUACAAAUAUCGAAAUUGUCGUUACUCAGAAUUCAUCUUGUGAAUGAAAUAAGGCAUCUAGCCUAAAAAAGGCUUACACAAUUAUUCUCAUAGAUACAAUUCUUUGAAUAAGUGCAUCGUAAAUGUAUUAAAAUUAUUUUAAAAAUAAAUAAGUCUUAUUAAGUCUAAA
Chelonus insularis is the source of this 3166-nucleotide messenger RNA. Its product is annotated as vanin-like protein 2. The transcript is spliced from 5 exons. Gene Ontology annotation, molecular function: hydrolase activity, acting on carbon-nitrogen (but not peptide) bonds, in linear amides. Bases 734 to 2398 code for a protein of 554 amino acids. NCBI's taxonomy places the organism in Eukaryota, Metazoa, Arthropoda, Insecta, Hymenoptera, Braconidae. The record is from RefSeq and is a predicted model, not a curated record.